AUGGAGUUAGCGUACGAUAUACCUUCGUCAUGCUCAGGAGUCGUGACCAAUAGGUGCGACCUCAAGGUUGCCAAUCAUGUAUUGGAGAAGCUAGAUGAUGCACAUAAAGCUCUAUUUGUGCAAUCAUGCUUCCGGCCACUAGUGCACAUUCCCAAUUUGAAAUUGGCGUCUCAAAUAAUCCACCACCUUCUUCAAAGGACUUUGAAAUCAUCCGAGAACGAAAAAGACGCUGUCUGGGAAGCGAGGGAAGCUCAAGAGUUGCUCAAGAAAUUUGAUGAUUUGGUUUGGGCAUUUGAGGCACUGCCUGAGCUUGGAAGAAAAUUUGCUGAAACUUGUGGUGUCGGUGGCAGUCAUCCGAGAAUUUUGUCUUGGAAAAUGACAAAACAGUGGCGAAGCGAGCAACUUAGUACGUUUUUCAACACGUCGGAGGUUAAAGUUCGACGAACAUUACAACCUUCAAGGGAUGAAGUUCAAAGUUCAUACUUGAAGGAAUUCCGUAUUGUCCCUGAAGAUGAGGAAGAAGAAGAAGAAGAAGGAGAAGAAGAAGAAGAAGAAAAUGAGGAUGAGGAUGAUGAGGAAGAGGAGGAAGAGGAAGAGGAAGAGGAAGAGGAAAAAAAUGAUGCAUCUCAGUCUGAUCCACCACAACAGCAAGUUUUUGGUGCUGAAGAGAUUUCAGCUAUAGUCAAGGAGGUUGUGAAGGAUGAGAUGAGAUUAUUUUCUGAGCAAAUGGAAAUGAAGAUGGACAAGUUUUCUGAGCGAAUGGAUGUGAAGAUGGACAAGUUUUUAGAGCGAAUAAAAGAUUUAGUUUUUCAAUCAAAAGAUAGUCCAUCUACCCGUGCUACUUAUGACGGGACAAAUGUUGAUACGGAGACCGCUCGAACAGUAGAUGGUGUUGAAGACACGAUCAAUUCACCAUCUCCCAUGCCCGAGAAAGAAAAGGUGGGAGUUCAUGAUGACGUGGGCUUAGAGAUGAGGGCAAAAGAUAAAGUUGUCUUGGUCGAAGACAAAUUUUCUGAGGAGGCUGUCUCAGCAAAGAAGAAUGAACAUGGAUUGGAUACCAGUGUUGUGACCGACCCGUCAUCAACGAUGUUCCAAGAACGACAUUUGGAGAUCGAGGAAACCGAUGAAGAUGAUGCACUCGAGUCUCCUAAGGGAAGAGGCCACCGGAAGAAAAGAAAGGCCGUCAUCCUACUUACUCCGUGGAGGAAUCCCGGAAAAAGACAAAAAAUUUUAAAUGUGACGGAGUACGACCCUCAUAGGACAUUGGAUGAAGCUAAACUUGAGGAUUUAAGGCAGUGGUUGGCGAACUUCCCAGAAAGUGAUGAAAUUGACGUAGCUUGGGGUAAGGGUAGCGCAGGGAAAAAAAUUUUUAAUGACUUUUUGGACGAUAAAUGGCUUUGUAGUGAGCAUGUAGAUGCAGCUCUUUUUCACAUGAGAGGUCGGGCUAUAGAGUACCCUCUCUUGUUUAGACAAGAUUGUGUCAUGUUGGACCCGCAUUUUGUGUCUUAUAUAAGAAUGUUCUUUAAAGACGCGUCAAAAGUUGAAAGCUUUGAUAGGACAAAUUUUCCAAAGGCAUUAGUUAAGUACGCCGAAGGGAAACUACCCACUCAUGCAAGGCCGUGGACUAGUUGUACCAAAUUGUAUGUUCCUUUUUGUAAUGUGAAUAAUGAACAUUGGGUAGCACUCGACAUUGAUCUCUCCAAAAGAUGCAUUGAUGCAUAUGAUAGUUCAACGAGUGUCAUGCGGAAGCGACAAUUUGAAACGGAAUUGGAGCCCAUUCGAGUUGUCAUACCUAUGCUAAUGAGGAUGUUGAAUGCUACCUACAGUGCAGAAAAAUUUGAUUUGAAACGAUUACCAUGUCCUAGCCAAGCAAAUGGGUUUGACUGUGGGAUGUUUACAAUCAAGUUCAUCGAGUUUUUGCAUGCUGGGAAGGAUGUUAAAGGCGUAGAGCAAAAAAUGAUUCCCUCUUGGCGUAUCAAACUAGCAGCUGAAAUUUUUGCACAGCAUUUUGAUCCUUAA
Molecule: messenger RNA, 2019 nt
Organism: Striga asiatica
Lineage: Eukaryota; Viridiplantae; Streptophyta; Magnoliopsida; Lamiales; Orobanchaceae
Source: the annotation of a GenBank genome assembly